This is a messenger RNA of Caenorhabditis auriculariae, 6365 nucleotides long. The record is from the annotation of a GenBank genome assembly. NCBI's taxonomy places the organism in Eukaryota, Metazoa, Nematoda, Chromadorea, Rhabditida, Rhabditidae.
AUGAGCCGACCAGACCGACGAGGAUUUAAAAGUUUUUUCAACCGUUACCGCAUCAUGAACAGACUCAGGGUUAGUUUUUCAAGAGCCAAAUCAUAUUCAAGUCCAAAUUUUCAGUUGAAUGGCGAUGACCAAAGGGGUCCGCUCCCCAAUAUGAGAGCGCAUGAAGAGGUAAAUGAUUUUCUUGAAAAUUCUAGUAAUUUUCCAUUUUUUUUUUCUAGAGACGCCGAGAAGAGGUGGUUCUGCCUCAGAGACCCCCCCGACUCCCACAGUUUGUGGCUGAAGUCGAGGGAUCGGAGUUGGAAGAUGGCAGGCCUGAGCGAGGAAACGUCGUCAACGUAAGAAUUGUUAGUUUUAUUUUUUUUUUUUAAUUCAGAAAACUUUGCUUUUGUUGUCAAAAAAACCUUUGAAUUGAGCUUGAAAUCUCGAAAAAUCUGAUAAAAAAUAAAAUAUACUGAAAUUUACAGGCUCAGCUGCGUGGACAAGAAGGUAUUCAACUACGAGGCAAUGAGCAGGUUUGUCUAUUUUCAUACCAAAACUGGCGAAUAUUUUUCCUAUUUCCUACUGAAUCCAAGAUCCAUUUAGGUAGUUCCCUUAAACAAUCCCAUAAAAAUAGAAAAACUGAAUAAUUUUUUCGCCUAAGAAUUGAUGAAAACUUUAUUUUAUCAAUGGGAAACUGAAUAUUAAAAAUGAAAAGCUGGGAAAAUUUUUAGUGGCCACUAUAGGGUUUGACGUCUUAGUGACCAAUAUAGCAGUCAAAUUAGUGACCACUUAAGGGGUUAAAAAUUAGUGGCCACUAUAGAGGUCUAAGUGCUACUACUAGACCACUAAAAUUUUAGUAGCCACUUUAGGGGUCAAUGGAUCAACAUAACUGGUCCAAUUUGUUUGUUUUAAAAUUAUCAGAGUUACUGGUAGAAAUCUGGAUGAAAAACUACUGAAGUGGCCACUAAAACGGAAAAUAGUGGCCACUUUAGUGUCCUCUCCAAGUAGUCCUUUGCGAGCCUCCAUAAUGGUCAAGUAAAAUUUUUUCCAAACUUUCGAAAAUGAAAUUUCGAUAUGAAUCGGAUUCUUUCAAAAUUCACGAGGAUCUCAUUUUAUCUCUAACUUUUGGAAAUUCAAGCUUUUGAUAAGGAUCGCAGCCAGAAAUCUAGGUUUCAACUGUCCCUUUUUGUGUUCAUAACUGAAAUGAGUUUCCAAAUAUCAUUUAACCGCCAAAAAUUGAUACACAAUACUUUCUAGGCUUUAACGGGGUGAUGUAAGCUCGCCAUUACCGAGUCCCUCUCUAUACAUAUUUGUUUUAGGACGAAGCGUCGGAGGAGGAGACGCGACGUCGUCGACGGGUGGUAGAAGUACGUGCAGCGCCACGGCGGAUGCUACUAAUAGCACACGAUCCGCUGUGGCGGCGAUACCACGAACGGCCACGUCGCCAAGAACAGGACGAGGAAGUAGAAGAAGAGCAAGAGGAAGAGCCCGUGGCGAGGGCUCCAAUUGCAGAUGACUCGGUAAGAAUUCAAGUAGAAUAGCUUCUUUUCAAGUCCGAAUGAGCCUUUGAAUUAAAGAAGCCAAAAAUGCCCUUUCCAUUGAGUUUCCUAAUCAACCUCUAUCACCGCUAUCACCUUUCAGGACUCGAGUUCUCAAGAGGAGGAGAUGGAGGCCCAACCAGCUCGUGCAAGACAGUGAGGCUCUUCAUAAUCUUUCUCAAUGUAAUUUUCACUGGACUAAUUCAAGCAAAACAAAAUAAAAUUUUUUUUUGAUUUGCCUCGAAUUGUGACAUACAUGGGCUGACAGGGUACUUAUCACUUUCGUACCCCCUAUUCAUUCAAGUGGCUUUCCAAACAGCUGAAAAUGUCUCCAUAAUAAUUAUUGAGCUUUUUCGAUUGUUUUGAGUGGCGUAUUGAUAGAAUAUCUCUUAUCCACGCUCCGAGCGGUCGAUAAAUCCGCGAGAAAUCGUAGAAAUCCACCCAGAAGUUAUGAGUUGAUCCGAAUUUCGUUUAAAAUACUUCCAAUGAAGUAAUUACAUGUGCUCACCAACCCUUAGACCAUUCGUAUUUCUUUGCAAAAAAGUCAAUUUCCGAGCUCUAAAAAAAAAUACUUUUUGAAAACUCGCAGUUUUUGGCAAAAAAUCAAUCACACUAACCUCGAGCAUACCCUAUAUAAAGACAAAGUUUCUGAUUUCGGAACUUUCGGACGUUUUUUAACCAAGUUACAUCGUUUCAAACUGUUACCACUUGACGGGUUGCGUACUCUCCCGUACUCCCCCAAAAAGCAUUCAUCGAUCUGAUUUCAAUUUCAAUUCACAUUAUCAACUACAUUAUAUGAUCUGGCUGAGUUUCAGGCCGUUUGAAUGAGUUUUGAAAAAAAAAAUCAUUUUUUGGGCUAUUCAAAAGUGGUUUUCUGAAAUCCGUAAUUUUUCGCUCGAAAUUAUUACCAACUUAGAGUUCACACCGAAUAAAAGUGAAUAUUGAAAUUUCUAAACUUCCGGACGUUUUUAGAGGCGAAAAAUUGCGAAUUUUAAAAAACUUUUCAGUAGUUCGAAAAAAGAUUUUCCUCAUCCAAACGGCCUGAAACUUGGCCAAAUUGAAGGACUCAGUUGAUAAUGGAGAUUCACAUUGAAAUCAGAUCGAUGAACGCUUUUUGGGGGAGUACGGGGGAGUACGCAACCCGUCAAGUGGUAACUUUCUCGUGUACGUAGCUACUUCCAGUAGCUCGCAAAACAAGAUAUUAGAAAACAUUAAUUGUUAUCUCAUCCCUAAAAACCAGUUCACAUCGAAAGUUUCUGCGGGGGUGCACGUACUUUUCCCAGGGGGGUACAUGCUUUUCCCAGGGGAGUACGUACUUUUUUAAGGGGGUACGUGAUGACGUCACAAAAAUUGGUUGGUUAGCCCAUGUAUUUAGGGACCGCAGAGCCACGCCCAUUUCACUGUUUUUUCUUCAAUUCCUUCUGCGUUAAUACUGUAGUGAAUAAACUCUUGAUAACUUCAGAAAAGUCGUUCUUUUCAAAAAAUUUUAACUCCUAAUAACUUUUGUCAAGGUAUUCCUUUUCUUUGAUGAGUCAAGGUUCUGAAAUGAAUUUUUUUCCUUCUUGAAUAAAGUUUGAUGAGAAUUGUAAGCCUUGCUUCUGUCUUAUUCUUUUUCCUCUUCAUAAUCGUUUCAAAAAUCAAUUUUGUAACAGGAUUAGAAAAUUAGGAAAUAAAAAGAAAAACAGAAAGGAUUUUAAAGAAAGGAAAAAAGGAAUUUUCCUGGGCAGCCGCGAACACGCGCCCUGCAGCAUCCCUCAAGGGGCGAGUGAAGGGGUGAGGAAGCGUCCACGAAGGAGCGGUCAAUUUCAAUUUGUUUUUUGAUCUUUUCUGAAUAUUUUUUUGUUUCUUCGUUAAAAAGAGCGGGAAACAGCUCGAAAGCUUUUUAGGGAAUAUUUCCCUCAGUCGCAACUCUCUCCUGUUGCUUGACUGGCAAUCUCGUUCAAAGAUGUAGAGUUUUGGUUGAGCUUAGCUCCCUUGGUUCCCGCUCUUGGGAUUUUUUUUUUCUGUUAAACAGGAUCUCAUUUUUAACUUUAUCUAGGACUUGGGUUGUUUUAGUUCACGUUCGUGUUUAGAAAUGACCCACGUUGACCGAGAACAAUUUCUUCUUAGAUGGAAGGAGUUCUCAGGGUUUAAUUCUAACCGUUGACUACUUUUACUCAGGACUCUUAAGACUGGGAUUGUUUUAAAAGAGGUAGUCAAAAUCUAGGCCAGGUUACGGUAGGUUUGAAUAUUUGAAUAUUUAUUUCACUCUGAUACAUAAAACAACAUGAACUACAAAUAAAAAUACAUAGUUUGAGCAAGAAUUAUAUUAGAGUGAAAUUAGGGACCGGUUUUUAAUACGCCCUCACGAGCGAAUUUACCGGUAUAGAGAAUAGGACACGUAGUAGGAUUUUUGAUUACAGUAGACGUAAGGGAAUGUUGGAAAAGAGUUCUUCGUUGCUUAGCGAGUCGAGAAACUUUCUGAAACGGGUGGUAGACGUGUUAGGGUUGAAUCUUGAGCAGAGUCUAUUCCAAAGAGGAAUGACAGUGCUAAAAAAAAAAAGUUUUUCUUCGGAAACUAGGAACUCGUGUUUUUUCACAUUUUUCUGGUGUAUGGGUUUUUUCAACACGUGUUUUUCGCAUCUCCCCUCCUUCUGUACUUCCGGUUUUAUCUUGUAAUAACCAAAUUAUAAAGAUUUCGUUUAUGAAGCGUUUGUUUGAUGAUGAUGAACCAAAGUUAUCUGGGAUUAACGCCAUCUACCGCGGAGUUGUCUCGCUUGGAAUCUGUCCUUUUAGGGGAGGCUCCGGGGCACAGUCGGCGACAUUUUUCCCAAGAGAAAAAUUAGAUUUCCUUCAAACUUAAAGAUAGAAUAAUUAAUUUUUUUUUUAACUUUCUUAUUUUUUCCAGCAAACGCUGAAGAUGAGCCGACCUGACCGGCGAGGAUUCAAAAGUAUCUUCAACCGCUACCGCAUCAUGAACAGACUCAGGGUUCGUUUUUCAAGAGCCAAAUCAUAUUCAAGUCCAAAUUUUCAGUUGAAUCGCGAGGACCAAAGGGUCCGCUCCCCAAUAUGAGAGCGCAUGAGGAGGUAAAUGAUUUCCUUGAAAUUUCGAGUAAUUUUUCCGUUUUUUCUAGAGAAUUCGAGAACAGGUGGCUCCUCCUCAGAGACCGCUCAAACUCCCACAAUUUGUGGUUGAAGUCGAGGGAUCGGAGUUGGAAGAUGGAAGGCCUGACCCAGGAAACGUGGUCAACGUCAGAAUUGUUAGUUUUAUUUUUUUUUUAUUUCAGAAAACUGCUUUUUUUGUCAAAAAAAACCUUUGAAUUGAGCUUGAAAUAUCGAAAAAUCUGAUAAAAAAUAAUAAAAUACUAAAAUUUACAGGCUGAGCUGCGAGGACAAGACCAAGUGGGAGGCGCUCAGCAGGUUUGUCUAUUUUUAUUUCUAUUUCAUACUUUUUUUCUAUAUUAUACCAAAACUGGCUAUUCUUUUUUUCUAUUAGAUUUGAAAUUUUUUUAUUCAUUUAGAUAAAUCCGACAAUAUUUUUUUAAACUAUCCCUCAAAAAAAUAGAAAAAAACAAGAUUAACUUUUUUUCGCCUAAGAAUUGAUGAAAACUUUCUUUUUUUCAACUGAAUAUUAAAAAAAUGAAAAAAAUUUUUUUAGUGGCGUCUAUAGGGGCUUGACGUUUUAGUGGCCACUUAAGGGGUUAAUAAUUAGUAAUUACUAUAGAGGUCUAAGUGCUACUACUAGACCACUAAAAAAAUUUUUAGUGGCCACUUUAGGGGUCAAUGGAUCAAUAUAACUGGUCCAAUCUGUUUUUUUUUAAAGUUAUCAGAGUUACUGGAAAGAAUACUGGAUGAAAAACUACUGGCUAAACAAAGAACCUCAAUAGUGGACACUUAAGUGUCCUUUCCAAGUAGUCCUCAAACGUUUGAAAACACAUUCUCGAUAUGAAUCCCUUUUUGUCCCUGUUUGUGUUCAUAAUUAAAUUGAGUUUCCAAAUAUUCAUUUGACCGCCAAAGAUGAAACACAAUGCUUUCUAGCUUUUUGCAUAAGAAUGUAAGUUCACCAUUAGCGAUUCCCUCUCGAUAAAUAUUUAUUCAGGACGAAGCCUCCGAGGAGAAGACGCGACGUCGUCGACGUGUGGUAGUGGCUGAGGCACGUCCAGCGCCACGGCGGAUGUUGCUUAUUGCACACGAUCCGUUGUGGCGGCGUUACCACGAACCGCCACGUCGCCAGGAGCAGGACGAAGAAGUAGAAGAAGAGCAAGAGGAAGAGCCCGUGGCGAGGGCUCCGGUCGCAGAUGACUCGGUAAGAAUUUAAGUAGAGUAGCUCCUUUUCAAGUCCGCAUGAGCCUUUCAAUUGAAGAAGCCUAAAAAUGCCCUUUCCAUUGAGUUUCCUAAUCAACCUCUAUCACCGCUAUCACCUUUCAGGAUUCGAGUUCUCAAGAAGAGGAGAUGGAGGCCCAACCAGCUCGUGGACAGUGAGGCUCUUCAGAAGCGACUCCUCUUCCUUUCUUAUGUGCAACUUUCUGCUUCUCAAUGUAAUUUUCACUGGAAUAACACACCUUCUCUGAGAAAAUCGAUGACAGUAAUAGAAAGCAGAACAAGAUAAAAUAGUAGAUGACUCUAUAGGAAUUAGGAAUUUAAGUGGAGAAGCACCUUUUCAAGUCCGAAUUAGAAGCUUCAAGGCUAUCAAAAUUUUGAAGACGCUUCAAAAAUGACCUUUCGAUUUAGUCUCCCAAUGAACCUUCAUCAUCUCUAUCACCUUUCAGGAGUCAAGCUCUCAAGAAGAAGAGAGGGAAGCGGAGCCAGUUCGUGGAAGACAUUAAGCUCCUCUGUAGUUCCAUCUUGACUCCAUCCAAUUAUCUCUAG